Molecule: messenger RNA, 3685 nt
Organism: Varanus komodoensis (Komodo dragon)
Lineage: Eukaryota; Metazoa; Chordata; Lepidosauria; Squamata; Varanidae
Product: protein SSUH2 homolog
Exons: 13
Coding region: 1001-2143 (380 amino acids)
Source: RefSeq, a predicted model, not a curated record
CUGGGUUGGGAGGGAGCCAUGCUAUGACAUGAGAGGAGUACGGCAGAACCUCGCAGACAAGGUUAUCUCCAGAGAGAAGUUAAACAGAAAUCCUCUUGCUGGGUUUGCUCAUCUCUAUCCAGUUCCAGUUCUUAAAGAAUUAACAACAACAACCCAGUUCCAAGCUACAGGUUAAUACAGAUUCUCGGGCCGUUCAAAAUUCACCAGCUUCUGUGUGCUCCUCAGUGCUUGAUUAACAGCAGGAGCCAAGCCCUUUGAAUAGCGCCUCCCCUCCCUUCCCCGGGGUUUAAAGGUAAUCCACGUGCGGCUGUUGUGGACUUCGGAGGUUGUAGGCUGCCAUCGAGUGGCAGAAACCAGAUACAUUUUUCUUUCUGCGUGUCGGCAGUGCACAUUUGAAGCCGAAAUAAAGAAGCACUAAAAGUCUCCCUCUGGUAAAGCCAUCCACAUUUUAUAAUUAAGGGCCUGUCACUCUAGGAAAAGUAACCAGAAUUGAUUAAAAUUUGCACAGAAUUGGCACUUCCAAAGAGUGUACAUUUCCAACUUCCAGUCCACGCGCGAGCGUCCCUUGGCCAAGGCCAGUCCUCACUGGGCUGGGUUUCCCUUCGCCCCCUCCUCCGACGUGGCGGCGUGGAGAUCUUGUUUGCCAAUCGCUGAUGGAGGCAACAGAUUCGGAUUUCGUCACUGACGUCCUGAGGCCGCUCAAAAUUGCAAACCAGCUUUUGUAACUCAGGAAGUUGAGGCAGGAGCGCCAACUCUGACGCCGGCCUAGCAGGGCAGAAUCACCACGCCCCACAAACCAACGCCGGGAGGCGGAGGCUUCCCGCACACAAGCGACUGCGGCCGCAAGACGCACGGGACAGACCAACUUUCCGGGGACUUCCAGGCUUCGGGGGAGGAAGCGCCCUAUGUUUGCGGGCAGCAUCUGAAGAACGAGCUGCCUGCCCUUCCGCACCUCCGGAGCCAAGAGGAAAAAAGGUGAGGUACCAUCCCUUGCAAGGACAUGACUCAGGCCCCAGAACCUUCUGCUCCCCCGCUCUUUGAGGCAGACAUAAUCCCUGGCUAUGAAGAGGCCACUGGAAAUAGUGAAAAAAAAGACUUCCCUUCUCCACCUGACACGGUGCCUGGAGGUGAAGGCAAGCCAUGGGAUGCUCUGGAAGACUGGAAUGCAAUUGCCAUUUCAGAAGAGGUAGCCAAAAGAGCAUUUGAGAAGUACGUUGCAACAAAGUGCUGCUACAGCGAGGUCCCAGCUAGAGAGAUGGAGAUCCGUGAGGCACAGUCAUUCAAUACUUACAGAUAUUGUUUGGAAACAUUUGUUGAAUCGAGGUCUUCUAAAUGGAAAACGGAGCCUUAUCGUGGUGAUCCUGUCGAUUCCAGUCCUGAUGGCAUGGCUCCUUACCCUUGGGCUGUGAGAGUGGAUGCUUCUGCCAUGUUUAAGAAUGAAACCAGGAAGGUCAUCGUACCUCACACGUCAUCAGUAAUGACGUGUCCAAGCUGCCAUGGACAGGGUAAAGUUAGCUGCAGUAGCUGCCAUGGAUGUGGGACGCAAUCAUGCUUUUCCUGUUCUGGAAACGGAGAGUGCAGCAGCUGUUCUGGAACUGGAACUGUUACGUGUACUUUCUGCUCUGGCUGGGGGGAAACAACAUGCAGCAGAUGCACGGGAAGAGGAAAACUGCUGACCUACCUCCAACUAAAAGUCACAUGGGAGAACAAGCUUUUUGAAUAUGUGAUGGAUCAUGGAUUUGGAUUUCCUAUUAAAGUUUUCAAAUCAGUCAAGGGACAGCAAUUGUUACUUGAUGAGCAACCUAUGGUAUCCCCAGUGGUAGGUUUCCCUGCAGGUAUCAUAAACGAGGUCUCCCGGAAUGCCCUUAACAAACAUCAAGCUAUGUUUGCAUCCACAACUCCAAUCUCAGGGCCGGCACUGCAGGACCCCAGCACUGCUACCUGGAGCGUCAUUGAACAACCUUCCGCUGAGUUUCCAAGCACCAGCUGGAUACUGAGGCAGAGGCAGACAAUUGAACUGCUCUAUCUUACCAGGGUGGAAUAUGAGUGGCAAGGGAAGUUCUACUCUUACUACGUGUAUGGAAAUGAGCACAAGGUGUUCACGGAGGAUUAUCCCCAGAAGUGUUGCUGCACUCUCAUGUGAUCCAGGAGGACUCCCAGCUCUGCCUCUCGGCCAGAGCUUUUGGAUCAUGGGUCCUUUCCCAGACAGGUGUUCCUAAACUGUGAAGGAUGGUUUCCCAUUUUAAAAGGAUGUAAAAGUGUAUUCUGUUUGCUGAGCAGAAAAUAAAACUCCAGGCCUGCCGAAUGGAAGUCGACUCUGGCAAUAUGCAACUGGGCCACAGGUUGCUGACGCACUUUUGACAUGCAGCUUUCGGAGCAUAUUUUGCACUUCUGCUUGCAGUUUCCAAGUCUACUUGGCAAACACAAGAAGCUAUCGUAUCACAUUGUAUGAAUGGUUUAAAUAUAAAAAGCCUUUAUGUAAAUUUCGUUUAAUAUUUAUAUUUUAUAGAAUUGCCAAGGAAAGGUUAUUUUGGUUUUAUUGUUUGCUAUUUUCAUACUGUGACACUGAGUGGUUUUGCUCAUCCUUUAUGUAUUUUGGGACUUAUAUCACCUUUUAAUCUUUUUCAAGGUGCAUAACAAGAAAAGAAACCUUGCAUUGUCAACUGUUUUGGGUCUUCCAUGGAGAAGAAGAUCAGUAUACAAAUUCUAAAGAAAAGUAUAGGUGAUUUAUCUCAUUAAUGAGGGACCAUCUUCUCCUUUAUCAAUCUACCUGGUCACUAAAGGUUUCCUGGUCUAUCCUGAGGACAGACCUAGGAUCUGGUUGGAAUAUUACAGUGUAGGGUCUUUGGGAUGGUAUAUCCCAUUCUGUGGAACUCCCUGCCUCGGGAGGUCAGACAGGUGUGAGCAUCAUGUUGCUUUUGGCACCUGCCAAAGGCAUCUUUGACAGAUGCCUUCUUGGUAUGCUGAUCUAAUUUACUGGUAUACUGAUUUAAGCAACAGUGGAUACAAUGUUUUAUUCCAUUUACCUUUUAUUGUUGAUUGCUUCAGAAUCUACACCAGAAUAUGGAGUGCUGCAUAUGUUUUACAAAUAAACAAAUGCAGAGGUGUACCUUGAGUAGCACUUCAGGUCAUUGACAUUUGGUAUUUCGUAUGAGUAAAUGGUUUAAAACUGUGAAAACCCCUAAACAGUUUGGAGCCAGGUUUUUGGGGAGAAUGCCUUCUCCCAUACAUGCCUGCCUGAACCCUGAGAUCAUAAUUGGAGGUCCUUUUCGGAGAGCCCGCUCGAAAGAAAGCAAGGAGGGUGCUGCUAGGUAGGGGAAGGGCCUUUUUGGGCACCCCACCUGGGCACCCCACCUGUGGAAUCAGCUCCCCAAAGAGGUGCACUUGGUGCCCACUCUUCAUUCCUUUCAGCACCAGAUGAAAACCUUUUUUCCUAAUAUUUCAAUGGUUAGAUUUUUGUUUCCAUUUGAACUGUGCUUUACUACUUCUGAUUUAGCUGCUGUUGUGGAUGCAUCAUUGUUUCCUUGUAUUACUGUAUGAGUUUAUACUCAUUGUAUUACUGUGAUUAUAUAAUGAUUGUUUUAUACGCAUUAUAUCUUUUGAGCCUUUGCACUGAUGGGUGAUACAGAAAUAUAAUAAAUAAAUAUUAAACAAUAUGAUAAAAUAAACACCAUACAAAAGCGAA